AAUAUAAAAUUAAGUUAAUUGUUUUUAAAGCACUGCCCUCAUCACUGCCAUCUGUUCCUCAUUGUUCUCACCUGUUUUCCAUUCCAUCAUUAGUUCUUGUUUUUAUAUAUGCCCUCUAGUUUUUGCAUUCCUUGUCAGUUCUUGUUUGUUGUUGUUUUGAGUUCCUGUUUGUUUGUUUCACUGUCAUAAUUUUUAUUAAAAGCCUGCAAAUAGAUCCUACGUCUCCCGUCUCAUCUCAGUAACUACUCGUGACAGAAGAACUGACCCACAUGGAUCUAGCGGCUGUCCGAAUCCUGCUACUAAAGCAAGGGGACCGUCCAGUUGAAGAUCACGUCCGUGAGUUUUUAGAAUUAGUGAAUUUAGUGCACAAUCCAGACCGCUCUCUGGUGGUUUUCUUCCGGACCGGUCUGAAUAGUGCACUGAAGGAACUGAUGCCUCCGGCUGAUCCUCACUGGACCCUCUGUGAAUAUGUGGAGAAGGCUCUGGAACUUUGCGGUUCCCAUUACACAGUGGAUUAUGGUGGGAACCCCAGGCCAAAACCUGCAUCUUUGGCUCCUUGCUCCAAGCCUUCCAUGGCCAACAGGCCAGCGCCCAUGCCUGCCAUGGCCAACGGACCAGCGCCUAUGCCUGCCAUGGCCAACGAGCCAGCGCCCACACCUGCCACAGCCAACGAGCCAAUGCCAAUGCCUGUGGCCUCGCCCGCUCCUGUGACUACGCUCCCACGUCACUCCCACGGUCGUUCCCCAGUCGCUGCCAGCUCUCAUCGAGCCUCCCACAGCUCUGCCUUCCAUGGCUUCACCCCUCGAGCCUCCCACGGCACUGCCAUCCAUGGCUUCGCCCCUCGAGCCUCCCACGGCUCCGCCUUCCAUGGCCUCUCCCCUCGAGCCUCACAUGGCUCCGCCUUCCAUGGCGCCGCCCCUCGAGUCUCCCACGGUUCCGCCUUCCAUGGCUCUGCCCCUCGAUCCUCCCACGGCUCCGCCUUCCAUGGCUCUGCCCCUCGAGCCUCCCAUGGCUUCGCCUUCCAUAGCUCCGCCCCUCGAGCCUCCCACGGCUCCGCCUGCCUUCGUCGAGCCUCUCCCAUCUCCACCCUUAGAGUCUUCCAUGGCUCCGCCCGCUCCCCCAGAGACUCCUCCUCCAGCGGUUCCACCCGCUCCCCCAGAGACUCCUCCUCCAGCGGUUCUGCCCGCUUCUCCAGAGACGACUCCUCCAGCGGUUCCGCCUGCUCCCCUACAGACUCCUCCUCCAGCAGUUCCGCCUGCUCCUCCAGAGAUUCCUCCUCCAGUGGUUCCGGCCACCCUCCCAAAGACUCCUCUUACAGCAGCUCUGCAUGCCCCUCCUCUGGCGGCUCCACCGCCAGACUCGGUCCCUGCCCUGUGGCCACCUCCCAGGCCUCCUGACCCUGUCCCCACUCUGUAGCUGCCUCCCAGGCCUCCUGACCCAGUACCGGCUCUGUGGCUUCCUCCCACAUCACUCCCACGGUCAUUCCCCAGUCGCUGCAAGUGCUCCCGAUCACGGAGGUCUGUUCCCAGUCGCUGCCAGCUCUCGUCGAGCCUCCCACAGCUCUGCCUUCCAUGGCUUCACCCCUCUAGCCUCCCAUGGCACCGCCAUCCAUGGCUUCACCCCUCGAGCCUCCCACGGCACUGCCAUCCAUGGCUUCACCCCUCGAGCCUCCCAUGGCUCCGCCUUCCAUGGCCUCUCCCCUCGAGCCUCCCACGUCUCCGCCUUCCAUGGCCUCUCCCCUCGAGCCUCACAUGGCUCCGCCUUCCAUGGUCCCAGCCCUGUGGCUGCCUCCCAGACCUCCCGACACAGUCCCUGCCCUGAGGCUGCCUCUCAGACCCCCGGACCCAGUCUCUACCCUGAGACUGCCACCCCCCCCACCAGACCUCCGGACCCAAUCCUUACCCUGGGGUCUCCUCCCUGGACACCUGGUCAUCUUCUGAGUCCCCUUCCUGUACCUGCCAGGAGUCGCCCCUUAAAGGGGGGGUUAUGUCACAGUCUGUCUCCCUCGUGUUUCCUAGGACUCUUAUUUUGAAGUGUUUCCCCUGGACUACAUUACCCAUCACACACUGCCCUCAUCACUGCCAUCUGUUCCUCAUUGUUCUCAUCUGUUUUCCAUUCCCUCAUUAGUUCUUGUUUGUAUAUAUACCCUCUAGUUUUUGCAUUCCUUGUCAGUUCUUGUUUGCUGUUGUUUUGAGUUCCUGUUUGUUUGUUUCACUGUAAUCAUUUUUAUUAAAAGCAAAUUGAUCCUACAUCUCCCGUCUCAUCUCAGCAACUACUCGUGACAGGUUGGGUGGCCGCAGCAGGGGGAGCAUGUGCCCUGGAUCACCACCAUGCACGGUAGCCUGGAGCUAUUAGUAAAUACAGAAUUGUUCAAAAGGUCCUUCGUAUUCCACAUCACAUAAAUAUACAUACACACCCCUUGUCUACAGCAAAGCUAAUAUAUACAUAGUUUUUUCCCCUCCCUCUUAUUAUUACAUCUCUACACAUAUUAAUGUUAGUAUACAUAGAUAAAAAUACAUAUACAAAAGUUAAUUUGCUAAAGUUGUACCAUAUACCCACUAUUUAUUUGUUCAACAGGUUUCUUAAAAGAAAUAUAUACAUACAGUGGCAUGCAAAUUUUGGGCACCCCUGAUCAAGGACAGCAAAAGAUGGCCUGAUUUCCAAAAGGCAUAAAGUUAAAGAUGACACAUUUCUUUAAUAUUUUAAGCAAUUUUACUUUUUUAUAUCCAUCUUUUACAGUUUCAAAAUAAAAAAAAUGAAAAGGGCCCGAAGCAAAAGUUUGGGUACCCUGCAUGGUCAGUACUUAGUAACGCCCCCCGGCAAGUAUCACAGCUUGUAAAAGCUUUUUGUGUUUUUCAGUUCUUGUUUGGGGGAUUUUCGCCCAUUCUUCCUUGCAAAAGGCUUCUAGUUCUGUGAGAUUCUUGGGCUGUCUUGCAUGCACUGCUCUUUUGAGGUCUAUCCACAGAUUUUCGAUGAUGUUUAGGUCGGGGGACUGUGAGGGUCAUGGCAAAACCUUCAGCUUGCGCCUCUUGAGGUAGUCCAUUGUGGAUUUUGAGAUGCAGAUAUCCCAGGCAGGCAUAAAACAAACUCCACGACUUUGGCUAAGACUCUGAAGUUGAUGGUCUUGCUCUGCACCUCACGAAAAACGUCUGUCCAACUCUCAGACAUGGCCAUCUUCUUCAAGUGACAAUGUUUUUUGUGCAAGCCCACUCAUCAAAGAGCGUGGUUUCAUCAAUCAAACUGAGAGUGGGGAUUCUGGAGUAAAAGUGGUCAAGGCUGCUCUGAAUGUCUCUGGGAUGUCUCUCAGUAGGGCCCACUCAAGUUUUUCUGUGUUCUCCAAUGAGCGGCUCCAAUUUUGGAAGUAUUCCACCGAUGCUGAAUAAAAGUUUCUGACUGUACAAAAGAAAUAAACCGCUCACAUGUCACCAGCUUCAACCAGGGCAUCCAACUGCUUUUUAAUGUCAGAGGGUACGAAUGAUUCCUCCAGCCUGGCCUGCAAGACUUUUCUCAGGUCAUGAAUGUGUAAAGAUUUGGCUGUGCACAACAGAAUGAUAAGCAAAAAGUCCUUCACCUGCAUGCACCAUGCCAGAUUCUGAACUUUGCUUCACACACACACACACACACACAAAAACAAAAAAACAAUUGGUGUGGCACACUUCCUUUUAGUAGCAUACACACGCUGCGCAAUAUCGGUGCGGCCUCCGUGUGCGAUUAAAAAGCGAGCCCCACAAAUCUCACACCUCACUUUACUAGGCUCUGUCUGUGACUCCUUUUUUAGAAAUGUAAACUCUUUUUGAAGAUCCACAUUAAAUGUACAUGCACGCUUCCUUGACAUUUUCCAGCCGCAAUUUCAUCUGUGUGCUCAAAACUGACUCUUCAAUCAGUUCACUAACUGGACGUAUAUUGAUAGGGGAUUGUGAUUGGAUAGUUUAAUCCAAUCAUGUACAAUAACACAGUGUGAUUUUAUUGGUUUUACAAGCCUUAUCCUUGGCUACCUUUGAUUAGAAUACUCACAUGACUGAGAAAGCCGCAUAGGCGAUAGAGAAAUUUUAGGAGAGGGGAAAUAUGGGACAAAACACGAUUUUUUCUGAAUAAGUCAGGACACUAGAAAAAGUGCUUAAAUACGGGACUGUCCCGGAAAAAUGCGUAUAUAUGUGCGUUACUCCUUGUUAUUAUGAGGCUUGUUUGAGAUGCUAAAUGCCUCGCCUUGAAAGUAGACGCAGCAAGCUGGUGCAGUCAGGGAGGAGUGAAUUAAGUUCUGUCAAGUCGGACAGUUCUCACUUCUCAUAGUGGAUCAGCCGCAACAGAUCAAAGGCAGAUAUCGCGAGAUUCACAUUCAUGUCCUUUGUUGUUAAUAAAGUGGAUGCAAUUUAAAUUCUGUUGCUUUUUAAUGAAAAAUAAAUAUGAUGAACAAGAUAAUCAAUGUAACUUUUAUUUAAUUCCCCCCAUAAGACGUGUCUUUCCAUACAUUUUGUGUUUAAUAAAGACAUGUAUUUUAGAUAUUUCAGAAAUAUGAUACCAAUAACAUAUCCCAUACAGAGAUUCCACUGUCAUAGUGUUGGGGAUCUUCACAUAUAAUUUAUACAUGUAAUUCUUUUUUUUUUUAAAGAGAACACAACAUCACGGUUGUUUUAGCCAGUGAGCAUUACGCUGUGUCGCCAGCAAGUAAUUUCCAACUGUGCUUGCUGUUCGUGCAUCUCGGAAAACUGCGCCGCCUGGCUGCUACAAUUGCGGCGGCCACGCUCUCGCGGGAGUAUUUUUGACAUACGUUGUCAUGACAUCACAGCAAGUCGGACUGAUUUCUAAACGGCAUGCACCUGCCGGUGAUCAGUAAACUGUUUUUUACUGUGCCUUAUGGGAAUUUCUAGGGAGUGAAAGUUUCAGUGCACUGUAUGAUUUUGUCAAUGGGACAGCCCUCUCCCUGACCAGUGUACUGACUACUGAGACGAGCAGGCUUUCUCUCUUGCACCUGAAAGGAUCAUUUCAAGAGCAACCAUUAUGGGGCAGCACACCACCAUCAUUUGCCAUUCAGAUGAUCCAAAAAGUUCCCUGUCCGUUUCACAUUAACAUGAUUUAGCCAAACAGGAUAUGUUCCUGUAACAACAUAUUUCAGUUAUAAAAAUACACUUUCCUUUAUACAUUCAUAUACAUUUUAAACCUAAAAUUGUGAGUUUGAUUGAAAAAAAAAGAAAAAAGUUACUGGACAUAUAAUAUGCUUCAACUACCCUUGUACUUAUGAUGGAACUGAUCUUUUGACCUUGAUUAGAAGUAAUUGCAAUAAAGGAUCUAGAAUUUAUUUAUUUAUUUAUGCA
Myxocyprinus asiaticus (Chinese sucker) is the source of this 5312-nucleotide messenger RNA. RefSeq names its product sialidase-like. The transcript has 2 exons. Lineage: Eukaryota; Metazoa; Chordata; Actinopteri; Cypriniformes; Catostomidae. Bases 270 to 1397 code for a protein of 375 amino acids. The record is from RefSeq and is a predicted model, not a curated record.